This is a messenger RNA of Microplitis mediator, 2661 nucleotides long. RefSeq names its product odorant receptor 13a-like. Bases 132 to 1490 code for a protein of 452 amino acids. Gene Ontology annotation, biological process: sensory perception of smell; detection of chemical stimulus involved in sensory perception of smell. Gene Ontology annotation, molecular function: olfactory receptor activity; odorant binding. Gene Ontology annotation, cellular component: plasma membrane. Lineage: Eukaryota; Metazoa; Arthropoda; Insecta; Hymenoptera; Braconidae. The record is from RefSeq and is a predicted model, not a curated record. The transcript is spliced from 9 exons.
UAAGUUAAUAUUUCUUGAAAGCGUAUAAUAAUAAACUGUUAAAAGUGAAUAUUAAAUAUACGUUUCACAUUAAAAAUUAUAAAUGUAUUGAGAUAGAAGCUUUUUAGUAGAAUAUUAUCUAGAAACAGACAAUGGCCAGUAUUAGCAAAUUUAUUAAUACCAAACGCUGUAUGUACUGUCCAAGAGAAUACGUAAUGAGGGUGGAUAUUAAGCGUUUGAGUUUUGACACGCAAGCAAAUUGCAACUUUCAAACAACCCAAGGAUAUAUUUACAUUAACACUGGAGACAUCAUAAUGGACAACACACUCGACAGUUUAUUGCGUGUAAAUCGAAUUCUUUUGUCAUCUCUCGGACAAUGGCCACAGCAAGAUCAAAUUUCGAAAACAUGUACGAUUAUAAGUGCUAUAUUUUUUCUCAUUACUCAAGGAUAUUUACAGACUGGAGGAAUGAUAACUGCAUUGUGUGAUCCGCCAAUAUUCAUGGAAUCAAUACCACCAGUUUUGAUAAGCGUCAUGUGCGUUAUUAAAUAUAUUAAUUUUAACUACAAUGCUGACAAGAUGAGAACACUCCUCGAAAGUAUACAAGCCGAUUGGAAUUCAAUAAAUGAUGAAGAAGAAAUGAAAAUCUUAAACUCAUGGACUAAAGAUAGUAGAAAAAAUACAAUUAUGUAUGCAGGUGCCGUUUACGGAUCUAUGGUUCCUUUUAUGCUGGGCCCACUAGUGCCCAUAUUUUUUAAACUUAUACCUGAGGGCUUAUUGCCCGCAAACAAUACUAUCGCUUUAGCGAAACCAGUGAUGUUUCAUGUCGAAUACUUGUAUGAUUUAGAUAAAUAUUACUAUCCGUUGGUUAUUCAUUCAUAUUUCGGUACAAUGACAUACAUCACUGUCGUCGUUGCAAUUGACUCGAUGUUCAUGGUUUAUGUACAACAUGCCUGCGCAAUAUUUUCCAUCGUCGGAUAUCGUUUGGAACGUCUUGUGGAUCAUGACAGUAUUAAUAUCAAUUUUAAACCCCAUAUUUCAAAUGACGAACCUUAUAAACGAAUGAUCGAAUGUAUUGUCAAACACAGUCAGGGUCUUGAAUAUGCACAACUGAUACAAUCAGCGAACUCGCUGUCAUUUUUAUUUCAAUUGGGAAUCAAUAUGGUUACCAUUAGUUUUACCGGAUUUCAAGCUGCUACAAAAUUAGAUCGCCCUGACGAAGCUUUCAGAUAUGCAACUUUUACGAUCGCCCAAACAUUUCAUUUAUUUUUUGAAAGCUGGCCGUCUCAGAGAUUGGCUGACGAAAGUGCGCGAAUUAACGAAUACACAACUAGAUGCGCGUGGUACUUAACUUCUAUGAGAUCGCGAAAGCUUCUUCAACUAUUUAUUAUGAGAAGUUCUGUUCCAUGUCAAUUAACAGCCGGCAGUUUUUAUGUUUUGAAUAUGCAAAAUUUUAGUGCAGUGGUGCGUACGUCAAUGUCAUAUUUUACGGUUUUGACUUCAAUGCAAUGAUUAAUAUUAAAUCAUUAUAAGUAUCAUAUUCAUCUCAUUACACGGAGAGAAGAUUAUGGUAACCGGUCCUAGUUCGUUUAUGAAAUAUCAACCAUAACGUUAUGGUAAUAACUACUUGGAAUUAUAAGAUAUACGUCCAUAAUUUCUGGGAAAAGUUUCCAUAACUAUGAAAAAUAUUUCUAUAAUUAUGGUAAAAGUAAUAAAUCCCAUAUUCACAUCGGAACGGCUCCUGCACAGGAAAAAACGAAUCGUCGAAGUGUUAAAAUUCUGAGUGUUGAAUUUUUGACACUUCUGGGUGUCAAUUUAACACACAGUAUUCAUUUUGUUUGAACUGUAGCAAUCGAUUGAUUUUUUAACACACAAAAAUGUCAUUUUAUUAGAAAGUAACAUUUUUUAUAUGUUACUAUCAAAUCAAAACACAAAAUAUGUUAAAAAUAAUGUCAACCAUCACAAAAGAAUUCUUGGAAAAUUUUUAUUUUUAACGUAUACGUGUGUAACUGUUUUUAACACACAACAUGUUAAAGAAAUAUAUAAAUAAGUGUAAAACGUUCGUUUUACACACGGUAUGUGUUGAUUUUGACGAAUCCUUUUCUACUGUGUGGGUGCGUAUAGAUAUAAACCCUAUUAUGGUAACCGUUUCCAAAAAAAAAUUAAAUAUUUCCGUGAUAUUGAGGUAAUCAUUAGUAUAAAAAAUAGUGACAGUUACCACAGUAGUAUGGGAGCGAUUAUCAUAAUGGCAUAGGAACUAUUUUAGUAUCGUAUAGGAAUGAAACCCAUAUUGAUAGGAAUGGUAACAAUAAAUUGUAGGAGUGCCAUUCUUUCAAUCAAUAUUUCAAAAUAAACUGUUACGAGAUGAUAUGGGAACCAUUCUCAUAAUAUAAUGUAAUUGUUACCAUAAAUUUUCCUCUGUGUAUAUUUAUUGAUCAAUGUAAUUCAUGUUUUAUUGGUCAUUAGUUAUUUGUCUAGAUUUACUUUAAUCAAAUAUCAAAAAUAUCGUAUAACUUGAAGAAAAUAUUAUCUUUGUUUAUAGUAAGUAUAUUUACUCAUGAUUGCUGGUACUGAAUUUUAUAAUAAAUGUUUCCAUUAUAAUAAUCAUCAAUGGUUGUAAAUAAAAUUUCAUCAUCUAUUUAUUCUCAACGCCUUGUUAUAUAAGAUGUACGAUCAUUAGAAA